AGGAAGAGUCAUGUCAGCGAGGUCCGUGUUGACGUGUUUAAAAAUCCACAAUGGCAUUUGUUCGUUGGGCAGCCGCGACAAGUUCCUUCAGUCCUUAGGUGUCGCGAUUAAUUGUGAAAGCGUACAAGUUCGCAAUAAGUCGUUCAAGCGUUAUCUCGAUUACUCGAACGUUCCCAAGCUGGAUGAGGCUGACCUUGAGGAGCAGUUCAUCCGCGGCAGCGGUCCGGGUGGCCAGGCGACGAACAAGACGAACAACGCGGUCUUAUUGAAGCACAAGCCCACGGGGCUCGUUGUCAGAUGCCACGAGACGAGGAGCCAGUGGGACAAUAAGAAACGUGCGCGCGAACUCCUGGUGACAAAACUUGACAACUUGCUGAACAAAGAGCGCUCCGUCGAGGCGCAGAUACGUGCCCUCGAGGAAAAGCAGCAGACGCGACAAGACUACAAAAGAAGGAAACUGAACGAAAUGAAGAAAGCGUUUCGCGAACGCGAAGGCUUGACGUGACGCAAGUCUAACCUGAUUUUAGUUUUAGAAGUAAAUAAAAUUUAUACACAAGCCAGACAAGAGACUUAUUAAUGCUAACCAAUUAAAUCCAUCAAAGUCAAUGAAUUUAGAUUGUGAGAUACUUGAUCGUUUUCCAGAAGUACAAAAGCUCCGUUUUACUUUAGGACUAAUAAUUUUUAUUAGCUGGUUAAUUGGUCUCUGAAAUUAUAAUUAAGAU
Messenger RNA from Temnothorax curvispinosus, 722 nucleotides. RefSeq names its product probable peptide chain release factor C12orf65 homolog, mitochondrial. The record is from RefSeq and is a predicted model, not a curated record. Gene Ontology annotation, cellular component: mitochondrion. The transcript is spliced from 2 exons. The coding region runs from base 11 to 505 and encodes 164 amino acids. Lineage: Eukaryota; Metazoa; Arthropoda; Insecta; Hymenoptera; Formicidae. Gene Ontology annotation, molecular function: translation release factor activity. Gene Ontology annotation, biological process: translational termination.